Molecule: messenger RNA, 957 nt
Organism: Rosa chinensis
Lineage: Eukaryota; Viridiplantae; Streptophyta; Magnoliopsida; Rosales; Rosaceae
Product: probable 2-oxoglutarate-dependent dioxygenase AOP1
Exons: 3
Coding region: 1-957 (318 amino acids)
Molecular function (GO): dioxygenase activity
Source: RefSeq, a predicted model, not a curated record
AUGGGUUCAGAUUCUCAUGACCAGAUUCCGGCCAUAGCAUUCACAAUCAACUCGCGGGAGGUGGACCGAGGAACUGAUGAGUGGUACCAUCUGUGCAAGAUGGUUCGAGAGGCUUGUGAAAAUUAUGGUUGCUUUGAAAUAGUGUAUGAUAAGAUACCUCCGCAGUUGAGAGCUGAAACCUUCUCUGUGUCAAGGCAACUUUUCAGCCUUCCACUGGAGAAAAAGAAAAAGAACCUUAAUCCAAAGCCUUACCAGGGUUACCUUGCACCAACUGUCCAGGCUCCCUUGUAUGAGAGCUUUGGCCUAGAGGAAGCUUUCAACUAUGAAUCCCUUAGAUGCUUGACAGAAGAAAUAUCGCCCAAUGGUCAUGACCAGUUUUGCACUGUCAUUUCUAUGACGAAGCAGCUGGAUGAGCUAAAAGAUAUGAUUAACUUGAUGAUUCUUGAUAGUUAUGGGUUGGGAGAGAAAUCAAAUUCGACUUUGCAGUCUAAGACACUGCUACGGAUAAUGAAAUACCUGGCACCUCCUUCAAAGGACUACACUCAGGCUCUCCCGGCUCACACUGACAAGGGAUUGGGCACAAUUCUUUGUGAUGAUCAAGUUUCAGGUCUUGAAGUUGAAACCAAGGAUGGACAAUGGGUCAAAUUGUCACUUUCUCCUCGUUCCUUCGUCUUUCUUGUUGCAGAUUCCCUCAUGGCAUGGAGCAAUGGAAGAAUGCAUUCUGUGAAGCAUCGAGUGAUGAUGCGUGGAGAAAAAGAACGAUAUUCUUUAGGAGCAUUUGCAGUUCCAUUGGAGGGUUCCAUCAUUAAGGCACAAAAGGAGCUAGUAGAUAAAGAACAUCCCCAAAUUCUUAAAGAUUUUGAUUAUACAGAUUUUAUCAAGUUCUUCGCUUCAGACAAAGGAAGGGCCAUUGACCCAGAAAAGCAAGUUUUCGCAUAUGCUGGAAUUAGCACUUGA